Molecule: messenger RNA, 3544 nt
Organism: Varroa destructor (honeybee mite)
Lineage: Eukaryota; Metazoa; Arthropoda; Arachnida; Mesostigmata; Varroidae
Gene: DENR
Product: density-regulated protein
Biological process (GO): formation of translation preinitiation complex; translation reinitiation
Molecular function (GO): mRNA binding; translation initiation factor activity
Source: RefSeq, a predicted model, not a curated record
AGUUGUGUUUCGUGAUGUAAAAGUCGUAAUAAUUUUGGAAUGUGUAGUGGUUCAUAUUUUUUAACAGAUUCUCGGUGUUGCUUCCUUCGUAGAUGUUCGCUGGUUGUAUCGGAUUACUACUGGUGCUAGGCGGGUUAAAUUGUAUUAGUAGUAUUUCUGGAUUUUCGCCGGUCACGUGGAACACCAGAACGGUGGCGUUGCUAUUGACUUUGGCAAGCUCCGUAACCGUCGGAACGAAUGUCGGCAGAAACGAUGUCAGCUCUGCCAAUUGGGCCCAUCGCGGGCGUCAAAUACCCAAUUGAGGUUCUGUACUGUGGGGAAUGUUCAAUGCCCAUAGAAUAUUGCGAAUACUAUUCAAAUGCUUCUAAGUGCCAGGAAUGGCUGCAGAAACAUUUACCAGAGGAAUUUGAGAAACGACUGAAGCUUACUGAAAGAACGGCAGGCAGUGACGGACAAACAAAAGUUGGCGAAGGUGGCGUCGGAGGAUCGGGAGCGGCUGGUGGAGGUAGGGGUACAGGUGAAGGAGUUGGUGGUGACGAAGAAAAAAAGCGCCAAAAACGCGGUGGUAAGGGCGUUAUUAAAACAAAAAAGAAGGUCGAAAAAGAACGCCAUAUUCAGCUCAGUAGACAGGCACGGGGCAAAAAAAAGAGCGUAACUGUGAUUCAGGGGCUGGCGACAUUUGACAUCGAUUUAAAGGAGGCCUCUAAGUUGUUUGGACACAAAUUCGCCUGCGGCAGUUCGGUCACGGGGGAAGACGAGAUCGUAAUCCAGGGUGACGUAAAAGAUGACCUCUACGACCUUAUUUUAGAAAAGUGGCCUGAGAUCGACGAAGAAGCUGUUGAGGAUUUGGGAGAUGUCAAAGCUCGUUAGGUCUUACCUAUAUAAAAUAUUUCAACAGGCUAAGCAUUAAAAUACUAACUCGUGUGUUGUCUAUAUAUACAUUUACAUAUACAAUAUAUAUGAAUAAAUGUGAUUUAAUAGUGAUAAUAAUUAAAGCAGGGUUGUGUGUAGCUGUAGCCUUUUUUAUGUUUACGUGCUGUUUUGCUUCGAAGACUUGCACGUAAUUUCUAUUAUAAAAUCACCUAAACAACUGAAUGUAGUCGUAUUCCAUAACACAAAUCGAAAAGCUGAUUGCAAACUGGGUCUUGUUUUUCUAUCCUCUGGAUUACGUUAAUGGUCGUUAUAAAUAGGGUACGUAGACAUACCGUUUCCAGUGUCACAUUUCUGUUUUCUUGUAUUUUUUUUUAAAAAGAGUCAAGCAUUAUUGGCUGCGCAGAGUUUGUUUUUUUUUCUUAUACACAAACCAUAUUUAAAAGCUAGUCUCAGCGGCAUAAUUGAUAGGUUGAUAGAUUGAUAGAUUGAACUCUCAGUGUGGUCGGAGCAGUGCUGCAUCUGUAACACUGAUCUUAAAUGAGUGCGGUGAAAUGUUGAAUCUCUCACCACUCUCAGGCGCUUACAUAGGAAGGUUAUAUUAAGCACAGUUCUGCUGAAACGUAUGUGAGUGCUUUUCACAAAAAGCUUUUGAUGGACAGAUCUAGAGCUUGAUAGUAAUAAUGUCAACCAUAAGCGGAACAUUCAAAACAUUAACUUCUUUGAUGGUUUCUGCACUACUUACCUAGCUUGUAAUGUCAGUAUGGUAUUUGUAUAACAGGUUGGGUGGAUAUUAAUAUGCAGAGCGUUCCGUCUAAAUUUGAAGAAUGUGUCUUUUAGUGUCUUCCGUUGUUAUGGUGUAUUUAAGUGGACACAUUUUUGCAUGUAUCCACAAUGAUUCCGCACGAGCAUAUUUGUUAUUUAAUGUAACUUCACUUCAUUCUUAUUGUGAUUUGAAUUUAAAGUCUGAACUGCCAAAGUGCCCGCUUCAGAGAUAUCUGUCUGCUCUGCUGAACGUUUUCAUAAUAGAGACAAUGGGGUUCGAGCUGGGAAUUAUGAAGAUAUCAGAUUAAUAUUCGCGUAUGCUUCUUUAGCACCGUAAUAGUCAUUAAACUAUUUCUGUGCGUUCACGUUCUACUGAAAAAACGUGCCUUAUUUUUGUAACAUCAGUGAAUCUGGCAUUGUACUAUAGAGCAUUAAAGAAAUCUAAGGUUUAACACACUUACCAGAAUGUGUUUAAUAUGCUUUUCAUGGAAUAAGAAUGCUGUUGUAUAUCAUCACGGCUUAUUGUUGUAAAUUUGAUUGAAAUAUAUUGGCUACCUGAGUCCUAUCAGUUUUGGAUCGUAUCCGUAUUAAACCACACUAAAAUCCAUAAUAAUGUUAUAUAACGUAUCAAAAAAAUGUAUACAUAGUUUGAAUGAUUAUAGUUCAAGAAUCUAUAUAUAACGCACGCAUUUUCCCUUACCGCAGGUGUUUAAAGUUAUUACGGUUCGGAUCAAUAUACUGAUGAUAACUAGCCUAUUGAAUACCUAUAAAAAAAAAAGCUGACUGCAGGUCUGGGAAAAACGCAAGGUAUUCUAUAGGACAUUUUGCUCCAAUUCAUCUGCUUGAAAGAUUCUAAUUAAUAUAAUAUAAUCCCUUAUGGCUGAGAUCAAAUAGUAGUUUCUUUUCUAUAUAUAUUGGUACUCAAUGUCUGUAAGUACCUUUAGUUAUGUUACCAGCGACGAAGUAUAGCUAGCCCACGGUAGACUAAAAUGUCCUAUAAGGAAUACGUCAACAAAUUUUAGUCACAUAGAACAAUUCUAUUGAAAAAAUGUUCCUUAGGUUACAAGUAAGAUUGGAGCUGUCAAAGAUCUCCUGAUGGUCAACCUACGAUUAUUUGGCCAUUAAACAGAUCUUCGAAAAAUGGUAUGUCCGUUACGGAAAUGUUAUAAAUUAAGAAUAUUAAGCACUUACUUACAGAACAAGAUAAGGUUAGAUAUAUCAAACAGAAGUCAAUAUCUAUGGCAGCUUCAAUAAGCAGAUUUUACCAAAAAAAAGCAUAUAGAGUUUAUUUCAGCGAAAAUCAUGGCUCAAUUUAAGAUCUUUUCGGAUACAAUCUGUCUCUGAAUUUUCGAUGAUACAAUUGCUUUAAGUGCGUUUGUAAUAAGGAAAUAAAUUUUCGAUGAUUAUACAUGCAAAGCUGAAAAAGAUCGAUACGUCAGUCAGCCGAACUGAAGAAACCAGAAUAUGAAGAUAUCAAUGUUCAUAUCUCGGUUUCUUCAGUGGAAACGGAAGUACGUAGAUAAAACAGUAAGUUGUACGUUAGAAAAAACUGCGUACUCACAUUAGUGGUUCGUGCAACUGAAACUUACCUGGAAGCAGACAAAGGUAUUUUAUAAUGGCACCAAGUUAAUAAGAUCAGGACAACUUCGAAAUACAAUAAACGUAAAAGUUACCAGAAACACAAAAUAAAAAAAACGGUAACGCCAAACUAGGGUCGAUUUUUCCACUUGGGCUGAGUACCAAUUUUGAGGAACAUUAUUACCCACUCUUAUCAGCGGCAAACAUAUUUAAAAAACUGAAUGAACGAAGUGUUUCUCUUCUAUUAUUUUAAGUGCAUACGUACGACUUGCGGUAGAUAGUGAACCAAAAAGUCUACUACUCUAAGGAAAUUAUCCAGAUAUAAUACGUU